UAGCCUGAUAUCAAUAGCCUAUAAUACGCAUUAAUAGCCUAUGAUACGCAUGUAUAUGCAUGCACGUUGGUUAUGGUAUUGUGGGAGGCGAGCUGCAGAGCUCAUGUUGCAGCUUGCCCAACACGUAAGUCAAAUUAUGACUUGGGUGCAAUGAGAGGAGGAUAGAGCUGCGUUGUAUUGUUGCCCUGGUUGGUGAUGCCCCGCCUCUGGCUUAAACCUGGCACCCUGCUAAAACAAACGAAAGCCAGCAGCACCAAGCUCAGCCCAGCUCAACUCAGCUCCCACUCAAUGCAAUUAAGGCGGACUUCAGGCGACUCUCCUACCUACGUGUUCAUCUAGCAAGGAUCGACGCCGAGACAACAGGAACCAGAGAGAAAGAGGGGCUUUGGUCCAAAAAAACCAGGAGAGAUUGCCUAGCCUUCUAAUUUCUCCCCUCUCCAACAGCCCAAGAACAAUGUCGAUGAGCCCUAGGCAUACGACUCCUUUUUCUGUUUCCGAUAUCUUGAGUCCUCUUGAGGAGAGCUACAAGAAAGUAAGUAUGGAGAAUAACAACUUGGGGUCACCUCUCGCGUCGUACCGGCAGCCGCAGGUGUCUCAGGCGAUGAUGCAGCAGCACCACAUGGGCCAUAACGGGACGGUGUCCGCGGCAUACCAUAUGACUGCGACGGGGGUGUCCCAGCUGUCACACACCGCGAUGGGGGGCUACUGUAACGGCAACCUGGGGAACAUGAGCGACCUGACGCCCUACCAGGAUGGCAUGAGAGGCAGCGCCACGGCCACUGGCUGGUACGGAGCCAACACAGACCCGCGAUUCUCCACGAUCUCGCGCUUCAUGGGCUCUUCUUCGGGCAUGAACAUGGGCGGUAUGGGCAGCCUCGGCUCGCUAGUAGACGUGGGAAAAGGCAUGGGCCCGCUCUCCAGCACCCCGAGAAGGAAGAGGCGCGUGCUGUUCUCUCAGGCUCAGGUCUACGAGCUCGAGCGGCGAUUCAAACAACAGAAGUACCUAUCGGCGCCUGAGAGAGAACACCUGGCGAGCAUGAUCCACCUCACCCCGACCCAGGUCAAAAUCUGGUUUCAGAACCACCGAUAUAAAAUGAAGAGGCAAGCGAAGGACAAAGUGUCGCAGCAGCAGAUGCAACAGGAGAGUAGUUCCUGUCAGCAGCAGUCCCCUCGGCGGGUGGCUGUGCCUGUGUUAGUGAAAGACGGCAAGCCAUGCCAAGGCAGUGCCCACACUCCCACCACUACUGUCCAGGCCCACCACCAACAAGGGGCCAAUGUUAUGAUCAUGUCCAGUAACGGUUCAGGCCUAGGUCAGCACCAGAGCCAACAGGUGGGUAGUGCAGGUCACUCUCCAGACCUAGCACAACACUCCGCCAGCCCGCCGUCUCUCCAGACCCAGGUAGCCGGCCUCUCUCACCUGAACUCCUCCAGUGCCGAGUACGGCACGGCCCUGCAGUGCUCUGCUCUGUUAUACGGCAGGACAUGGUGAUCUGUUAUAUGGCAGGACAUGGUGACAGCCAGACAAACUAUGAUCACAUACAACACUGCUGUCGAAGCUUUUUCAGCAAAGUCACUCAACAGACAAGCAAACAAACAAACAAACAAACAAACUGUACUUUGUGUACAUUUUGAACAACACCAUUUGGUGAAUUGUAGUUCAUGCUCUUCUUCUAAAAUGUAAUUGGAUAUGAGGACAGUAAGAGGAGAAGAAAGAAACUCGACAGAUUAAGUUAUGAGGAUAUGCGAGUUCAAUCUUCGCUUUGAAGGUGGAUUUCUUAUUUCUGUAAAUUAUACUGAAGCUAUACAAGGCUAGUCCUACAUCAAGAGGUCAUAGGCCUACUCCUGUUUGUAGGUCAUUGGGAUAAAGAUCUCAAUAGAAAAACUGUGGGUGCUUUUCGAUUUUUUUCACAGAAGGCUCUGGUUUAUGAUAGAAUUUAAUGUAAAACGUAGCUUGUAUAUUUCUGUAAAAGGUUUGAAUUGAAUAUAUAGUUUUUAGCAAUCUGUUGUACAAAGUUUUUAGCGCUAUUAAUGGCUUGUGGUUGGUUCUUUGAGUUCCAUCGGUAUUUGUACGUUUUAUUUACUUGUAACUUAUAUAGAUAGAUAUUACUUAAAUACAGCAAAACAAUCCUAUUAAUAAAUUAUGGAAAUAAAAUUCAUUCAGAUCCAUUUAUUGAAAUUGUUUUGUAUACUGUUUCAGAGAAUACAUAGGCCUACGAGAAAGGCCUACGAGAAAACGAAUAGGCCUGUAGGCCUUUACCUGUAAAAAAUUCAUAUUAUAAUAAUAAUAAUUAUUAUUAUUGUAGUAGUAAUAAUAAUGAAGAUGAUGAUUAUAAUUAUAAUAAUGCAUGAUAUUGUCUUUAGUCCACUUUAGCUUGUCAAUUCAGUAGGUCUGAAUUUAGACCGAAAUUAUUUUUUGCUGUCUUAUUAUGUUAACUGCACACAAUCAUGGAUUUUAAGCAAUGCAUGACUAAUGAAAACCUGUUUUUGACCAGGUGUGAUCGAAAUCGUUGUUACUAAGUGUUGCUAUGUAGGUAGCCUAAAUUGCUAUUGGCCUAGUGCUAACUUUUGCCUGAAAGAGCUUAACCCCAAUUCCAGGCUCUUUGGUCACGUUUAGUAUAGCUACAAUCAACGGUUGUUAGUAGAUGUGGUUCGUGGUACUCGGUGGCCGUUCCUACAAAACGCGGCGCCUCACAAAUCGUGUAUUGUGUACACGCUAUCUCACUUGGAUCAUGCAGGGUAAACUCAGGCCAGGUCUUUGUGUGCACUCGGCGUCCUUUAGGUUCCUAGCGUUCUUACGUUCUCUGCCUGUUUCUGGUUUGGGUGAGUCAUUUAGGUGAGCUCUCGAAGCGUUCUUUUUAACACUGGAGAUCAAACACGCGCUGACUAAAAGAACGUCUUACCGACCAAAUCCCUUGCCAAACAACAGUAUUCAUCUCAAAUAACUUCGCAAGACAAAUCAUCUUCUCUUAUCAGAGGUAAGCAUUACAUUGUAAAGUCUACACCUGUUGUAUUCGGCGCAUGUGACAAAUAACAUUUUAUUUGAUUUAAGCCUACGUUUAUCAAUAAUCGAUAAAUCAACUGGGAUUGAAAGGAAAAUAGCGUAGGCUACCCACCAGCAUCCCCUGUUUACGUAUUGAUAAGUUCAUUUUAACUAUCUUUGCACAAAAACUUUGGAUAGGCCCUAACAUUUUUACUCCAUUGUUCUGAAUCCAUAGUUUAUAGGCUACGUCUUGGUCACCAUUUCUUUUACAGCCUAUUUAAGUACAAAUAUUAUUUUAUUGCAAACUUGAACGUAGACAUGUUGUAGAAGAGUGACACGAAUCUAAAUUCUAUGACAUAGCCUGCAGUCUUUAAUUUUAGAAGUUUAAUGUAAUUUACUUAUAUCACGUGGAAUGGCGUCUUCAAUGUAGGCCUAUCAAAUAAGAUAUUAUUUUGACUGAGGAUGUUAAGCAGUUGGCCCUGGCUCGUCAAGGUAUCAUUUGCAUGCGGUGGAGAAGAGAUUUUGUGGUUUUUAAUUGAUUCUAGAAUGUUUUAACAUAUAAAUGGUACAUUUCAAAUGAAUUGUGUGAGACGGACCCAUAGGUCCAUUGUGUGGGACGGACCCAUAGGCCCAUUGUGUGAGACGGACCCAUAGGCCCAUUGUGUGGGACGGACCCAUAGGUCCAUUGUGUGGGACGGACCCAUAGGCCCAUUGUGUGGGACGGACCCAUAGGCCCAUUGUGUGGGACGGACCCAUAGGCCCAUUGUGUGAGACGGACCCAUAGGCCCAUUGUGUGAGACGGACCCAUAGGCCCAUUGUGUGAGACGGACCCAUAGGUCCAUUGUGUGAGACGGACCCAUAGGCCCAUUGUGUGGGACGGACCCAUAGGUCCAUUGUGUGGGACGAGCUCUGUGUUCUUGUAAUUUAGUUGUAAUGUAAAGGACUUGCAACUAUUUUGAUAUUAUACACUGAGUAUACAAAACAUUAAGAACACCUGCUCUUUCCAUGACAUAGACUGACCAGGUGAAUGUUAUGAUCCCGUAUUGAUGUCACUUGUUAAAUCCACUUCAAUCAGUGUAGAUGAAGGGGAGGAGACAGGUUAAAGAACGAUAUUUAAGCCUUGACACAAUUGAGACAUGGAUUAUGUAUGUGUGCCAUUCAGAGGAUAUAUGGGCAAGACAAAA
This is a messenger RNA of Salmo salar (Atlantic salmon), 4164 nucleotides long. RefSeq names its product thyroid transcription factor 1. Lineage: Eukaryota; Metazoa; Chordata; Actinopteri; Salmoniformes; Salmonidae. Gene Ontology annotation, cellular component: nucleus. The record is from RefSeq and is a predicted model, not a curated record. Gene Ontology annotation, molecular function: RNA polymerase II cis-regulatory region sequence-specific DNA binding; DNA-binding transcription factor activity, RNA polymerase II-specific. Gene Ontology annotation, biological process: regulation of transcription by RNA polymerase II; cell differentiation.